Morus notabilis is the source of this 1762-nucleotide messenger RNA. Its product is annotated as beta-glucosidase 17-like. NCBI's taxonomy places the organism in Eukaryota, Viridiplantae, Streptophyta, Magnoliopsida, Rosales, Moraceae. Gene Ontology annotation, molecular function: beta-glucosidase activity. Gene Ontology annotation, biological process: carbohydrate metabolic process. The record is from RefSeq and is a predicted model, not a curated record. The coding region runs from base 7 to 1569 and encodes 520 amino acids. The transcript has 13 exons.
UUAAGAAUGGCAACUCACCAAAGCCUUCUUUUCAAUUUGCUGGUUGUGGCCUAUUUGCUAACAUGCAGUGAAGGAGUACAAGAACAACUAAGCAAGAAUAGUUUUCCUCCCGGUUUCGCAUUUGGAACAGCAUCGAGUUCUUAUCAGUAUGAAGGAGCAACAAGUAUAAAAUAUGGCAGAACAGCCAGUAUAUGGGAUACCUUCACGGCAGAAUUUCCAGAAAAAAUAGCUGAUGGCUCAUCUGGAGAAGUUGCCAACGAUUUCUACCAUCGUUAUAAGGAUGACAUACCUGUGAUGAAGGAGAUCGGUUUUGACUCUUUUAGACUCUCAUUUUCUUGGUCUAGAAUAUUACCAAGAGGGACAAUUAGUGGAGGAGUGAACUUUGAUGGCAUCAACUUCUAUAACAACCUCAUAGACGAACUCUUGCAAAAUGGUAUAGAGCCCGCCGUGACUUUGUUCCAUUGGGAUCUUCCACAAGUCCUUGAAGAUAAAUAUGGUGGAUUCUUAAAUCCGAGCAUUGUGGAGGAUUAUCACGAUUAUGCGAACCUGUGCUUCGCACUAUAUGGUGAUAGAGUGAAACACUGGACCACUUUCAAUGAGCCAUACAUUUUUUCAGCUCAAGGGUAUGAGCGUGGUGUUAUGGCACCAGGUCGUUGUUCUGAUUAUGCUGGAAAUUGCCCAUUUGGGGACUCGGCAACUGAACCUUAUAAAGUAGUUCACCACAUACUACUUGCACAUGCGGAUGCGGUAGACUUGUACAGGAAGAAAUUCCAGGUAACUCAAGAGGGAAUCAUAGGAAUAGGGGAUGUAAGUCAUUGGAUGGAACCAAAAUUCCAAACGCCCGAAAGCCGCGAUGCUGCUAAGAGAGCUCUUGACUUUAUGAUUGGAUGGGUUUUUGAUCCAGUAGUGUUUGGAGACUAUCCAAAAACCAUGCGAUCUUUGGUUGGAAGUCGAUUGCCUAACUUCACCGAAACCCAAUCAGAACUUUUAAAAGGGUCAUACGAUUUCUUGGGUUUAAAUUACUAUACUGCAAGGUAUGCCGAUGAUUCCAAUGACGACGCAAGCAGUCGUCCUCCAAGGCCUGCAAAUGAUAUGCGUGUUAAUCUCACUUUUGAAGGGAGCGAUGGACGUCCUAUUGGCCCACCGACUCCAACAUCCUGGCUUCUCAUCUAUCCAAAGGGAUUUGAAGACUUGGUUUUGUACUUGAAAGAUAAAUACAAUAAUCCUCCUCUUUACAUCCUUGAGAAUGGAGUUGUGGACUCCCGUGAUGAUGAUUGGUUGACCGAAGAUCACGUGAGGAUAAAAUACUUUCAAGACCAUCUGUUGCAUCUGCUAAACGCUAUAGAGGCUGGAGCAGAUGUGAGGGGAUACUAUGCUUGGACAUUACAAGAUUGUUUUGAUUGGAAUUCUGGUUUUACUAGUGAGUUUGGCCUCAUCCAUGUCGACCGUGAAAAUAAUUUGACGAGAACCAGAAAAAACGUUUCGAACUGGUUCCAGUAUACCUUUUUUGGAAAAUCAGAAAAAGUAUUGGAUCAGAUUCAGCUGCCCACUUUGUUAGCAUCCGCAUAAUUAUUAUGCUUUACGACUGCUAAGAAGAAAGACCUGAAAGUAUUAUAAGUAAAAUAAUAAUCUAUGCUACUUGCAUUAAGUGAGUGAGAAUAAAGGUCUUUGCAUUGGAAAUAUGUAUGUUCAUAAAAAUAAGUAGAAAAAAGUGUGUUGUGUAAGAAAGAGACUUAAUGAAAUAAAAUAUCUAUGUUGUUUC